Messenger RNA from Staurois parvus, 255 nucleotides. The record is from the annotation of a GenBank genome assembly. Lineage: Eukaryota; Metazoa; Chordata; Amphibia; Anura; Ranidae.
AAAAGGUACAGUCCUGUCAAAAGGGAAAGUUACAGGCAGGGGUGGACUGACCAUUUGGAAACUUGGGCACUGCCCGAGGGCCCGGGGUCAGUAGGGAGCCCCAUGAGAUGCCCCUGGUACCUUUUUCAUAGGCUUUUUGAGUUUGGGCAAGGACAUAGGGGCCCCAUGAUCCCCUAUUGCCCAGGGACCUCAGGAGUUGUCAGUCCGCCCCUGGUUACAGAUUUGGGCUUUUCUUUAAUGAUCGCAGAGUACACA